CAGAUGAGCGAUGUGUCAAUAAUCCGGUUUGCGGUUUGAGCAUGUUUUGGUUUAGUUGCGUGAAAUUACACCGGUGCUAGAAAUUAAUUAGAAAACGUUGGAAAUGUCUGGGUUUGUGAAACGUAAACGCGCUUUAAAUAUUAAUGGAACACGGCUUUCAGUGCAUACGGGACAGUCUAUAAUUUCUUUGGGAAACCCUUCAUUAGAUCAUGUUUUCGGUGGCGGAUUUCCCAUUGGUUCCAUCAUUGGAAUAGGUGAAGAUAAGCAUGGAAAUUAUGCUAGAGUGUUGUCUAAAUAUUUUCUCGCCGAAGGAAUUGUAAACAAACACCCACUUGUGGUGGCCACUAUGGAUGAAGAUGCUACCCAAUUGAUAAACAAAUUACCAACACCGCUUGAGGAAAGCAAAACAGCUGAUAACAACUCCACCAUGCCAGAGCCGGAAACUAUGCGGAUUGCCUUUCGGUACAAUCAGCUAACUCCUGUAGAUUCCGAACAGAAACCUGCAACUUCGCUUGGACACUACUUCGACCUUACCAAAACGAUGAGUGCUGAUAUGUUAUCAGCCCACGAUGUAACCUGCUGGAACGGAGGAGAACUAGAAACAAAUGUGCCAGAAUUUGGUUCGUUCAACAACCCACAUUACGCUUCCCUUUUAUCCUGCAUCCGUAGUAAAGCCGGCGAACAACAGUUUAAUGCUGCUUCGGACGAAAGUUCCAAAAACGUGCUACGAAUUUGUUUAAAUUCUAUGGGCUCACCAUUGUGGUAUGGCAAGCAGUUCUCGGAAGAUUUUCUGCGGUUCAUGGUGUUGUUAAAAGCUAUCGUGCGCAACACGCUUUCAGUUUGCCUUAUUACCGUACCACUACACCUAUUCAACCAUCUCGAUGAUGUAUACCUAUCCAAAAAGGUGAGAAAUAUGUUCGAUUUUUCGUUUGACUUGGAAGCAUUUGCUGCUCAAAUGGAAGAGCAGGCAAAUCCCGCUUUCAAAGAGUACCAUGGCUUGUUGAAUAUUACCAAAAUUACACCGUUUAAUAGUUUGGCAUCCUAUCACCCGAAGACGCGUGAUUUAGCGUUUAAGCUGAAACGCAGCAAAUUCGUUAUCGAAAAGUUACAUCUUCCACCGGACAUAGCGGAUGAGGACGGUGCAAGCAAAAGCCAAGUGCCUACAAUGAGUUGUGCUAGCGUAGGAGGAAAAAGCAAGCUGGAUUUUUAGCCGCACGUCCUAAGCGAUUGGGCAGAGCGACACCGUGCACAAAUACAGUACACGUUUAUCAACUGGGACAA
Molecule: messenger RNA, 1281 nt
Organism: Anopheles arabiensis
Lineage: Eukaryota; Metazoa; Arthropoda; Insecta; Diptera; Culicidae
Gene: Elp4
Product: putative elongator complex protein 4
Exons: 3
Coding region: 104-1210 (368 amino acids)
Biological process (GO): tRNA wobble uridine modification
Cellular component (GO): transcription elongation factor complex; cytoplasm; elongator holoenzyme complex
Source: RefSeq, a predicted model, not a curated record